This is a messenger RNA of Ylistrum balloti, 735 nucleotides long. RefSeq lists its product as uncharacterized. The record is from RefSeq and is a predicted model, not a curated record. The coding region runs from base 1 to 735 and encodes 244 amino acids. Lineage: Eukaryota; Metazoa; Mollusca; Bivalvia; Pectinida; Pectinidae. The transcript has 3 exons.
AUGGGUACAAAUUCUACAUAUAUGUGCUCAGAGCAUUUCCCAUCGGACUCCUUCAAAAGGACAUUGACUAGAAUAAGAAAGCUGAAAGAGGGAACCAUCCCAACUGUGUUCAAAUGGAGCAAGGCAAAAGCAGAAAGACCACCUCCUAAGAGCCGUCCAUUCGUCCUAGAUCAGGAAAAUCAUGUCACAGAGAGGGAAGACAUUGCAGCUCCUUGUGGUAAAGCUGAUUUCCAGCCAGUUCCAAGCCAGGACCAUGACUAUGUGACCGAUCCGGUUCCAGUGACCGAUGCAGAGAAGCUUCAGCUUGCCGAAGAAUAUAUAGCAGUACUUGAAGCUAAGCUUCAUGAACAAAUUAAUACAAGAUUUUGUAUUGAAAGGUUUAUAACUGAUGAGUGUACUUUAAAUAUGUACACUGGUUUUAAGUCAUAUGCAUGUUUGAAAGCUGUAUUUGAAAGUUUAAAGCCAACUGCUACAAUUAUGACACGCUGGAGUCAGGUUCAGCGUAUGCGGGGAGGUGUUGACAGUAGAGAUGAGCCAUUCCGCUGUGAAACACUUCCCCUUAUUGACCAAUUUUUUUUAUUUCUGUGUCGUAUACAAAAAGGUUUUAAUGGACAUGAUCUAGCUAUCUGUUUUGGAGUGUCAACUAGCACAGUUAGUAGAUUACUAAUCACAUUGGUCAACUAUUUGUAUUUCAUGUUGGGAAGCUUGCCCAUUUGGCACCCAGAAGCAGGGUGA